AUGGCAGCUUAUAACCCGGACCCGAUCCUCGGCAAGUUGAUGACCAUCGGCAAGGCCGACACCGGGCUCAGCAAGAUCGUCAGCGAGCAGGAAAUUGUCGACCUGUGCGUGGCCUCGUACAACUUGUUCAUGUCGCAGCCGGUUUGCCUCGAGAUCUCGGCCCCGGUGACGAUCGCCGGCGACGUCCACGGGCAGUACGGCGACCUGAUGCGCAUGUUCAACCUGGUCGGCUUCCCGCCCAAGGUCUCCUGGCUGUUCCUCGGCGACUACAUCGACCGGGGCAAGCAGAGCCUGGAGACCAUCUGCCUGUUGUUCGCCAUCAAGAUCAAAUACCCGGACAACUUCUUCCUGCUGCGCGGCAACCACGAGACGGCCCUCGUCAACCGCAUCUACGGCUUCUACGAGGAGAUUGUGAAGCGCUACGGUACCGCGCGGCUCUUCAAUGUCUUUCAGGACGUCUUCAACGUGAUGCCGCUGACGGCGGUGGUAUCGGAACGUAUCCUGUGUAUGCACGGGGGUCUCUCCCAGGAUCUGAUGCAGGCUUCAUCCCUGGCCGUCCUCCGCGACAUCACCCGCCCACUUCCGGACCCGCCAAACCCGUCGCUUCCGCUUGAUCUGCUGUGGGCCGACCCCGACAUUGCGGUCACCGGCUUCAAGUACAGCAUUCGCGGCGUGUCGUGCACGUUCGGCACCAACGUCAUCGACCAGGUGCUGAAGAAGCACAACCUCGACCUGAUCGUCCGCGCCCACCAGGUCGUCCAGGACGGCUACGAGUUCUUCCACAACCGCAAGCUGGUGACCAUCUUUUCGGCCCCGCACUACUGCGGCCAGUUCGACAACGCGGCCGCGGUGAUGCAGGUGAACAAGGAGCUGCGCUGCUCCUUCAAGAUUCUCCGCCCCAAAUUCCCGAACGCACAGAAGAAGACGGCCGGCGCGACCGACCCGAAAGACAUCACCUGCUACAAGCCAGUCACC
This is a messenger RNA of Mesorhabditis spiculigera, 975 nucleotides long. NCBI's taxonomy places the organism in Eukaryota, Metazoa, Nematoda, Chromadorea, Rhabditida, Rhabditidae. The record is from the annotation of a GenBank genome assembly.